This is a messenger RNA of Fusarium coffeatum, 330 nucleotides long. RefSeq lists its product as uncharacterized. The coding region runs from base 1 to 330 and encodes 109 amino acids. The record is from RefSeq and is a predicted model, not a curated record. The transcript has 3 exons. NCBI's taxonomy places the organism in Eukaryota, Fungi, Ascomycota, Sordariomycetes, Hypocreales, Nectriaceae.
AUGUCUUCUCCCAAUAACAACAAGUCACCGUCAGCUGGCAACCUCGACGGCGCUGGAGACGAGAGACCCCGGCUCACUGAAGAGGAAAAGAAGCAGAAUCACAUCGCAUCUGAGCUCGUGCCCGGCUUGGAAGGACAGGGGAGAUCAGAGGGCCUUGUGCUCAAGCGCACAGUGGACUACAUGCAUGAGCAGAUUGCAGAGCGGCAAAGGCUGAUUGCCCGUAUAGAAGCCGCCGGUGGCCAGGUUGAUGAGCAACAUACACGGGAUUUGUAUCAGCAGCUUCAGCGACUAUCGACUUUGCAGAACCAGCAAAACCAGCAAGCCCAAUAG